CUCCUCCUCCUCCUCCUUCUUCUUCUUCUUCUCUCCUCUUGAGACUGAAAACACCAUCGCUCAUUCCCAGCCGUGACAUUUUGCAGCCUGUCGCCGUCUGCUGCGCGGACAGCGAGCACAAGGAGCCAAAAAGGAAGGGACUCUUUUUAUCCGUCCCCCACAGCAGCGAGCAUCCCGACGGCUGCGAGCCGGAGCUAGAGACCAGGCGGAGGCGAGGCGCUGCAGGAAGCCGCUGCUCCUUUUCACCGGGGUUCUGGACUACACAGGACACGGCCCGAGCAGGGAUAGCUACAGCGAAUAUUUACGUCUCGGACGCCAGGGACAGAGGAAGGGAGCAAAGCUCGCUGGACUAGCCGAGCAGCGCAUCAUCAUCUCCGGUGUUGUACUGGCUGUCGAGUCGCAUGGAGAAGAGGUAUGAAGAGCUGGUGCACUACUCAGGGUCGGAGGGCAUGUCGGUGGGGGGGUACGGCGACGACGUCAGGCCGUUUCCUCCCCCACAGUACGGACCCACUAUCCCCGACUCCCUCAAACACCACAAAGACCAGAUCUAUGGUCACCCACUGUUUCCACUGCUGGCCUUAGUGUUUGAAAAGUGCGAGCUCGCCACCUGCUCCCCUCGAAACUCCGUUUCCCCUUCAGCCAACUCCCACCUCCCCGGCAUGACCAAUCUCAGCGACGUCUGCUCCUCUGAAUCCUUCAACGACGACAUCGCCGCGUUUGCAAAGCAGAUCCGUUCGGAGAAGCCCAUAUUUUCUUCCAAUCCCGAGCUGGACAACUUGAUGAUCCAGGCCAUACAGGUUCUUCGUUUUCAUUUACUGGAGUUAGAGAAGGUGCAUGACCUGUGUGAUAACUUCUGCCAUCGCUACAUCACCUGUCUGAAGGGAAAAAUGCCCACAGACCUCAUCCUGGAUGACCGGGAGGGCGGCUCCAAGUCUGACAUGGAGGACUUCACUGGAUCCUGCUCCAGUCUGUCGGAGCAGAAUGCAUCAUGGUUACGGGAGCCAGAUGAAUGCGCCACUACUCCUCUGGGAACACCAGGCACCUGUGGCCUGCCUUCACUCAGCACAGCAGACAACUGUAGCGACACAGGCGAUGGUCUGGACGGAGGAAUGGCCUCCCCCAGUACAGGAGAAGAGGACGAGUCCGACAGAGACCGGAGGAACAACAAGAAGAGAGGGAUCUUUCCCAAAGUGGCCACAAACAUCAUGAGAGCAUGGCUCUUCCAGCACCUGUCGCACCCGUACCCGUCUGAGGAGCAGAAGAAGCAGCUGGCGCAGGACACAGGACUGACCAUCUUACAGGUCAACAACUGGUUCAUCAACGCCAGGAGGAGAAUAGUUCAGCCGAUGAUUGACCAGUCAAAUCGCUCAGGUCAGGGUGGUCCCUACAGCCCAGAGGGAGCAGCUCUUGGGGGCUACGGGCUUGAUGGACAGGCCCACCUCGGCCUUCGAACAGCAGGUCUCCAGGGGAUGUCUUCUCUGCAGGGCGACUACCCCGGCGCCCUACUGUCCCAACCAGGCUACCCUCCCCACCCGGGACCGUCCCUCCACCCAUACCCAGGCCCACAUCCCCACACCGCCAUGCUGCUCCACCCGCCGCCACACGCACACCCCGCAGAGCCACUCCUCGCCCAGGGACUGGACAUACAUGCACACUAGCUGUGGGGGCAGUUAGGGAGUGUGUGUGUGUGAGUGUUGGCAAAUGACUGUAUGAAUCUGUGUAUGUGAGUGUGUGCGAUGAUCCAUAUGUGUGUGUGUGUGUGCGCGCGCUGCUGUGUAUGUGUAAUGACACAUACAGAACACUAUUUAAAGAAAAAAGACACAUUUCUCCGAAAGUUUACAUUCCCCACUGAGAGACACUGACCUCUAUGUAGCUGUUCCACUCGCUAACACACACACAGACACACAAGUAGACAUAAACAUAACACACACACACACACCGUCGUCUGGACCCACAGAUUUAAGCCAUACCUCUUUCAGAGUAGAAGUGCUUCCUCCUCUCCAAAUGUCUCCACUGUGUCCUGUGGGUGAGACACAUGCUUUAAACUACACUUCCCAUCAUGCCUGCCGAAUCACAGGAAGACGGUCGUCCGAUCGGAGAGACAGAUGCAUAUUUAUCCCCAGACUUUGCAACUGCACACGGACGUUACUGGAUGGGACCUGAUCCUGUGAAUACGCCUUCGUCACUACUCCCUGUCUUCCUUCACACGUUACACACACAAACACACACUUUAUUUAAAGCUGAUUUUUCCGGGUUUUUUCUUAUACUAUUUUUGUAUUUAUGUGUGCCACGCCAGACGGAUGCGGCUUCACGUGAGCUUGUUGAAAUAUUAGUGCUCUUCCUCAGCAUGAAGCUAAACACUAUGAAUGACUUCCAGUCUGCCUCGCUCUCGUACCACUGACCUCCUUAAGAUGCCAACCGGUGUCCGUUACCUUAGGAUCGUUCCUAAACUCGCGCAAACACACAGAAUACACACAUAGCAACAUGCACUACACUGAAAACCAUUUCUACACACACACACACACACACACACACACACACAAUCGUCUAUAAGCAUUUCUAGUUCAUUUUGUCUGUCACAGCGGUGUGUGAGGGGAGCUGCAGCCAAAGGACUCUUAAAACAUUCGGCUCCCUCUCCACUCUGCACGAACUGCUGAAACAUUUCUGAAUGAUGAUGGGAAAUACAGUUAAAGUAUUAAAAUGUUUUUUUUGUAA
Messenger RNA from Micropterus salmoides (largemouth bass), 2715 nucleotides. It is a transcript of the gene meis3, whose product is annotated as myeloid ecotropic viral integration site 3. NCBI's taxonomy places the organism in Eukaryota, Metazoa, Chordata, Actinopteri, Centrarchiformes, Centrarchidae. The transcript has 13 exons. The coding region runs from base 402 to 1658 and encodes 418 amino acids. Gene Ontology annotation, biological process: eye development; embryonic pattern specification; positive regulation of transcription by RNA polymerase II. The record is from RefSeq and is a predicted model, not a curated record. Gene Ontology annotation, molecular function: RNA polymerase II cis-regulatory region sequence-specific DNA binding; DNA-binding transcription activator activity, RNA polymerase II-specific.